CUGUAUUUGCAUGUUGCAUACACUCAUAGAAAGAACCAGACUUGACAGUAGCUCAUAUGGUUGAAGUCUACUCACUCACAGGCAUGGCUGCUCAUCUCAUCAUUCUUCUUCUCUUCAGUGUGCUCAAAGGAGUUCACAGCAUAACUACAGUCAGUAAAGUAUCAGUGAAAGCUGGAAAAUCUAUCUCCAUCCCAUGUCUCUAUGAGUCCCAAUACAUAAACAAUGUGAAGUAUUUGUGUGAAGGAUAUUAUUGGACGUACUGCAGAUAUGCAGUAAAAACAAACGAAGCAGACCCUUCAGGAAAAUAUUUAAUCUCUGAUGACAAAAAAUUGAAAAUUUUUACUGUGACUAUAAACCAGCUGACAAAUGAAAACACUGAUUACUGGUGUGUGGUGGAGAUUAAUAAGGGAGAGGAUUAUCCACAGUAUUUUCAGCUGUCAGUUACCAGAGGUACCCCCAGUCUCUAUGUUGAUCAUCAGAGGAUUACAGGAUAUAUAGGAGAAAGCAUAAUUAUUAGAUGUCACCACAGUAACUCUGGAGAAAUGAAGUGGUGCAGGCUGGGCAGGAACUGUGUGACAGGAUCAUCUGGAUCCAUAGAUGGUGCAGCAGUGACCGCUCAUAUGAGACACCCAAAUGUUUUCACAGUGACCAUGAGUGGACUAAGGUCAAAGGACAGUGGCUGGUAUUGGUGUGCUGAAGGGGACAUUCAGAUACCAGUAUAUUUAAAACUGAUCACUACCUAUACCCCUACUAAAACUACCAGUCGUACUACCCGCACUGCUACUACUAUUCAUACUGUUGCAACAAUCGAACAAGGGAAAAAUUCUACAGUAGGAGAAAACAAACACAGAGCUUCAUUUGACCCAAGGAUCCUCAUCAUCCUUCUGAGUGUGCUGACCUGGAUUGUAAUUGUGGUGUUGUUCAUCUGGUUUAUACUGAGACACGAGCAGAGGAAAGCAGACUCAUCAGUCACACCAGUGGUGGAAGAGGAAGUAACAUAUUCCAUUGUUGUGUACAUGCAAAAACAACCACCAGAGGCAUCAUUUGCUGAAAGUGAUGCUGAGAGCAUGUACAGUUCUGUGUUUUACCUUAAAGAAACAAAGGGUAAAUAUUAAAAGACCUCAAACCAAAUAUACUCUGCUUCUUACUUCUUAUGUUUCCUUCAUUUCAAAUCAUUUUACUAAUGUCACAUUUCCCUUUUAAUUUGCUUACCUUUCUUGUUUGUCAUAUUUCUUUCUGUUCUCCAACAGAGUAAAUGAAAAGACACAGACAUUAUAUAUAGCACAGUGAAACAUUAUAAAAUUAUAGAUAUGUAUAUAUUUUGCUUUUUUAUCUGUAUGCAUAUUACUGGAGUCUUUGUCAGAUUACAUAUUUGACUGCUGUUAUUAUCUUGUUGUGUAUUAACUUGUAUGUUCUUCUCUUUAACUAUUGUUUAAUGAAUUUCCUGCAUGGCUGCAUAAAAGCUUGUUGCAGUUUUUGGUUACAGCUUGUUGUCAUUUUAAAGAUGACUGGCAUGUUCAGUGGCUUUAAUGUAAUUAAUGAAUAUCAUAAACACCAACAUUGUCGAGAGAGGUGGGACGGAGACAGAUGUCCCCCUGGAUUACCUGUCAUCACAUCUGUGAGAGGGUAAAAGGCCUUAACAUCCAGCCUUUUGUGAGUUUUCGAGUAUGUGCAUUUGGUAAUAAUAAAUCAUCUUUUUUCUUAAUCAUAAAUAUAAUUAAGUUAUGUUUAAUUAAUAUGGUGAAUGAGAAAUGCGGUUUGACUAAUGAAAAUUAUGUUAAUGUCUGGAUUUUGUGUUCAUAGACAUGAUACAGCUUCGACCGUAGCAGAGAAAUGUGUCACCAAUCCAAUAUUAUACAUGAUUCUGAAUAAGAGAAAUGGUAUUAAGUACGAUGUACUUGUUGACUAAAGAAACAUUAUUCAUAUGUGAUUUUGCUGACAGUUAAUUAUGCUUAAUUGCUUCAUACUGAUCAGAAUAUCAUCAGGUAUAAGUUUUUCACAUAUAUUGAAUAAGACGAUAUCAUUUAAAAUGAUGAUAUUCCUCUGUAUUUGAAUUAACAAGAGAUUAUGUGAAAAUGGAUGUUCAUGUGAGAAUGAGCUAAUGUGAAGUAUACAGUAUUCAUCUGUGACUGAUUGUUCAUAUGGAACAGAAUUUUCUGUUAAGAAUGACAUAGAAGAGAACAAAAUGUAAUUAAGUGGUUUUAUUGUUUUAAAUGAUGUAUGUGAAAAAGUCAGAGAGAGGAUGAUAAUGUGUAGCUGGAGAUCAGUUGUUGUCAGUAAGGUCAAUUUGAUGUCAUAAUUGGUGAUUAUUAUUGUAUUCUGUUCUUGUUUAUCACUGAAUAAAUU
This is a messenger RNA of Oreochromis aureus, 2346 nucleotides long. Its product is annotated as polymeric immunoglobulin receptor-like. Bases 57 to 1115 code for a protein of 352 amino acids. NCBI's taxonomy places the organism in Eukaryota, Metazoa, Chordata, Actinopteri, Cichliformes, Cichlidae. The transcript has 8 exons. The record is from RefSeq and is a predicted model, not a curated record.